AUGAGUGAAGAACAGUGGGUCUCCCUCACUCCAGAGGAGUUUGACCAACUCCAGAAAUACUCAGAAUAUUCCACCAAGAAGAUAAAGGAUGUUUUGACUGAAUUUAAUGAAGGAGGAAGCCUUGAAAAAUAUGAUCCACAUAAGCCAGUUAGCUAUGAGGUCUUCAAGCUGUUCAUGAGAGCAUACCUGAAGGUGGACCUUCCUCAGCCAUUGAGCACACACCUCUUUCUAGCCUUCAGCCAGAAGCCCAGACAUGAAACCCCUGACCAUCCGAGGGAGGGGGCCAGCAACAGCGAGGUCAAUGGCCCAGAUUCCAGUAUCCAGAAUGCAGAUAACGCUGCCAAAGCUGAUGAGGCCUGUGCCCCUGACAUAGAAUCAAAGGUCACUGAGAAGCAAGUGCCAGCUGAAGACCAAGUGGCCACAACCCCACCAGGAGCCCCUGCUGCUCAGUCCCCGGGGUCUGAGUCCCCCACAGUGUAUCUGAAGGAUGUGGUGUGUUACCUGUCCCUACUGGAGACUGGGAGGCCCCAGGAUAAGCUCGAAUUUAUGUUUCAUCUCUAUGAUUCAGAUGAGAACGGUCUCCUGGACCAAGCGGAGUUGGAUCGCAUUGUCAACCAAAUGCUGCAUAUUGCGCAGUACCUGCAGUGGGAUCCCACGGAACUAAGACCUAUCUUGAAAGAGAUGUUACAAGGGAUGGACUAUGACCAGGAUGGCUUUGUGUCUCUGAAGGAAUGGGUCCACGGAGGGAUGACGACCAUUCCAUUGCUGGUUCUCCUGGGGAUGGACGACUCCAGCUCCAAGGGGGACGGGAGGCAUGCCUGGACCAUGAAGCAUUUCAAGAAGCUGACCUACUGCAACUUCUGCCACAUCAUGCUGAUGGGUGUGCGCAAACAAGGCCUGUGCUGCAUCUACUGUAAAUACACUGUCCAUGAACGCUGUGUAUCAAAAAAUAUACCUGGGUGUGUCAAAACGUACUCAAAAACCAAAAGGGGCGGCGAGGUGAUGCAGCACGCGUGGGUCGAAGGGAACUCCUCCGUCAAGUGUGACCGGUGCCACAAAAGUAUCAAGUGCUAUCAGAGCGUCAGCGCACGGCACUGCGUGUGGUGCAGGAUGACGUUUCACCGCAAAUGUGAACUGUCAACAUUGUGUGAUGGAGGGGAACUCAGAGAUCAUAUUUUGCUGCCCACCUCGAUAUGCCCCGUCACCCGGGACAGGCAAGGCGGGACAUCUGAUGGCAGUGAGUCAGCCAAAGGCGACAUUGUAAUGCAGUAUAAGAUCAUUCCCACCCCGGGUACUCAUCCUCUGCUGGUCUUGGUGAAUCCCAAGAGUGGAGGGAGACAAGGAGAAAGCUUGAACUUUUUCUGUGAUACUCCCGACUUCCGUGUCCUGGCCUGUGGAGGAGAUGGGACAGUGGGCUGGAUUUUGGAUUGCAUUGAUAAGGCUAACUUCUCAAAGCAUCCACCAGUGGCUGUCCUGCCCCUUGGAACAGGAAACGAUCUUGCUCGCUGUCUCCGCUGGGGAGGAGGUUACGAAGGUGGCAGCUUGACGAAAAUCCUGAAGGACAUCGAGCAGAGCCCAUUGGUUAUGCUGGACCGGUGGCACCUGGAAGUCAUCCCCAGGGAGGAGCUGGAGAACGGGGACCAGGUCCCAUACAGCAUCAUGAACAACUACUUCUCCAUUGGCGUGGAUGCAUCAAUUGCACACAGAUUCCACAUGAUGAGAGAGAAACAGCCUGAAAAGUUCAACAGCAGGAUGAAGAAUAAGCUGUGGUACUUUGAAUUUGGCACCUCAGAGACGUUUGCUGCCACCUGCAAGAAGCUCCAUGACCACAUAGAGUUGGAGUGUGAUGGGGUUGAAGUGGACCUGAGCAAUGUGUUUCUUGAAGGCGUCGCCAUUCUCAACAUUCCUAGCAUGUACGGAGGUACCAACCUCUGGGGAGAAACCAAGAAGAACCGGGCUGUGAUCCGAGAGAGCAGGAAGGUUGUCACGGACCCCAAGGAACUGAAAUUCUGUGUCCAAGACCUCAGUGACCAGCUCCUUGAAGUGGUGGGACUGGAAGGAGCCAUGGAGAUGGGGCAAAUCUACACCGGCCUGAAGAGUGCGGGCAGGAGGCUGGCCCAGUGCUCCUCUGUCACUGUCAGGACGAACAAGCUGCUGCCAAUGCAAGUGGAUGGCGAGCCCUGGAUGCAGCCACCCUGCACGAUUAAAAUUACUCACAAGAACCAAGUGCCCAUGAUGAUGGGGCCUCCCCAGAAGAGCAGCUUCUUUUCACUGAGGAGGAAGAGCCGUUCAAAAGACUAAACAACGUACCAGAUGCCAGAGAAAACAAGAAACUCUAACUACACACUCACACACAUAUUUACACACACACUCUCUCAAUCUCUUACACACACACAAACAUACUCUAACUAGUGGGAUAAAACCCCCUUCAGGAACAAAACCUUCACUUUGCUAUACAUUCUAGCUCUGUCAAUAACGGAUACACCCCCAGCAGAGUCUAUGCCAAAAGAACAUCUUGAGGGGACGUAGGGUCUGCUGGGUCUAGCUGGCUCAGGCAGUGACCUUCACCUUCCCAGAAGGCCUUGUGUGGAGCUUUCUGAGCCUGAAGGAGAAAUCCCCCCCCCCUUUCUUUCCACCAGCCCUGCAAGGUUCUUCAUGGACGCUUGCGAAGAGCACGCUGCAAGUUUCCUGCCUCUGGUGAAAUCGGAUGUGGCCCAGGGUAGGCACUCCCAUUCCAGAGAACUUACACAAAGAUCCCUCUGUUCAGAGACAAACCAGCCUCGGAGGCUCAGAAGAUAAUCUUUGGCAGGACCCAGCGAGCGCACAUCAGCCACCCUUUGAGCGACAGCUUCAACCUCGACUUGCUGAGGAGGCAGAAGGGCUGCGGAAAGCUGUUUCCAUUCUCGGUUCUUUCUCUGUCCGUGGGCACUUGUUACUUCCCUGAAGCCUUCUCUCUCCUGGUGGUGGUGUGUUUGUUUAGAGACCGCUCCAAGAGCCCACAGCUGCCUGCCCAACGCACCUUAGAUGUGGUAUUUAUUUUCUUAGUUCUGUGAACACCUGGGAGGGGAAGCAGAGAAACUGGGAUUUAUUUUUCAAAUUGGUGUCAUAAUAUUGUGUAAAAA
Molecule: messenger RNA, 3122 nt
Organism: Elephantulus edwardii (Cape elephant shrew)
Lineage: Eukaryota; Metazoa; Chordata; Mammalia; Macroscelidea; Macroscelididae
Gene: DGKG
Product: diacylglycerol kinase, gamma 90kDa
Exons: 23
Coding region: 1-2301 (766 amino acids)
Biological process (GO): intracellular signal transduction; lipid phosphorylation; diacylglycerol metabolic process
Cellular component (GO): plasma membrane
Molecular function (GO): ATP-dependent diacylglycerol kinase activity; calcium ion binding
Source: RefSeq, a predicted model, not a curated record